AGUGUUGAGUUGCCAUCUAUUGAGACAUUAGUAACACUCAAAGCAUUGCAUUUAAAAAACAAUUACCACUUCUUCAGUCAUACGUCUAAUGACUUCAUAAAGUCUUUAUUUAGACAAAUGUCACGCAAAGUGUCUCAAAAUUGGUCCGACAUUUGGAUCCAACCGUCAUUUGAUUCACCCAUCAAUGAGACCAAACAAUUGUCACGAAAGCGACAAAUCAAUGAAGAGGUCUCUUGUAAUGACAAUAGUGAUGACCGACUGAUACUCGACUCGAUUGUCACCAAAGAUAGCAAGGAUUUGGCGUUAAGUACACAAAAAUGUCGACAACUGAUGGAUUGGUUUAGGUCUCAAUUCAAAGACAAGACUUGUUUGUCAAAGUUUUUACUAUUGAAUGGCCCGACGGGAACUGGUAAGACUACUUCAGUCAAAGUAUUGGCAAAAGAGUUUAACGUUGAAGUGAUUGAAUACAAGCCUUACAGUCAGCACUUGGAGACAGUUCUGGACGAAGCGCUUACUGAAAGACGUGAUUAUGGAUUGCAAUCAAUGAAUCAAAUCGACAACUUUAAGCAUUUUAUUUACCAAUCUGUUAGAUAUAGAGACCGACUUGUUAUUGAUGAACAAACUAAUAGAUCCACUGUUUGGUCAAAUCGUUUAAUUUUGAUCGAAGACUUUCCUAACAUUUUUCACAUCAAACCCGAAACACUACAUAAAGAGUUAAGACUUUUGAAUAAGCGAUUUGGCAAUAGUUUGGUUCCCAUUGUUUUUAUUAUAUCGGACACAACUAAUGGACAAUCAGAUGAAUAUAAACUUUUACCAAAACAACUCCAACACGAUCUCAGAUUUAUUACAAUUAAUUUUAAGCCCAUAACUGAUAAUUCAUUGCAGAAGAUUCUUGAGCGAACUUUUGGCAAUAAAUUAUCAACAAAUGAAUUGAAAACAAUUAUUGGCGUUUCAUCGGGUGAUGUAAGAAAUGCCUUAAACAAUAUGCAACUUAUUUAUAAACAUUUAAAUGAAGACAACAAAUGUGAUAAAAAUACUAAACGAUUGCGAAAAGCAAAAACAGAUAUAAAGCCUACAUUUGAUUACGUGUCCAGAGAUUCUUCAUUAACCGUAAGCCAUGCCAUCGGGAAAGUACUUUAUGCUAAACGUUUGGACACAAAAUACAAUAACAAAAAAACUUGUGAAUUACCAACACAUUUGGUAGCCUAUGAUCGAAGGCCACCACUCAGUGAUUGUCCCGAAAGUAUUGCCGAUAAGUUGGUUGUGUCCAGUGAUGUAUUUAACGGAUGGCUUCACCAAAACUACAUUGAUUUGUGUGAUAAUCUGGAAAAUGCAGAGAAAUGUAUUGAUUGGUUGUGUCAAUCGGACUCUCUAUUCUCAGGGGAACAACAUUUCUAUAAUAAAACUAUUUUUGAUUCAUAUCAGUCAGUGAUAGCAAUUCGCGGCCUUAUGUUUAACAUAUCAAGUGAUGAAAGUGAUUCACAAGAGUCAGUCAGUGGAUCCACAAAUAUUAAACAAAACAAAAGUCAUCGUAAAUUCAAACCUUUUGAAAAACCGCAAACAUUUGCUGUCAAUCGUAGUAUAGAGUCAUUGAAGCAACAAAUCAGUCAAUUAUCUGAAAAUACUGUCUUCUCGAGUAUUAAUACUCUUAUUUUAGAUUAUAUGCCAUAUCUUUCAUUACUUCCUCAACGUUUACAUUCAGUUGACAGUCAUUUUAAGAAUAUAUUGGAUAAAGUCGUCCGAUUUGAUCAUAAAGAAAGCCAUUUUGAUGAACAACAACUCUGCGAUUCAUUUUCUCAGUCUUUAAACGGAAAUUAUAUUAAUUUUUCAAAUAAUUUACAAAAAUCUUGUAAUAAUUGCAAUGACGACCAGUUUGUCAUUGAAUAUGAAGAUUCCGAUUGA
This is a messenger RNA of Oppia nitens, 1902 nucleotides long. RefSeq names its product cell cycle checkpoint protein RAD17-like (gene Rad17). The record is from RefSeq and is a predicted model, not a curated record. Lineage: Eukaryota; Metazoa; Arthropoda; Arachnida; Sarcoptiformes; Oppiidae. Gene Ontology annotation, molecular function: chromatin binding. Gene Ontology annotation, biological process: mitotic DNA replication checkpoint signaling; DNA repair; DNA damage checkpoint signaling. The transcript is spliced from 2 exons. Bases 118 to 1902 code for a protein of 594 amino acids.